Nerophis ophidion (straightnose pipefish) is the source of this 4123-nucleotide messenger RNA. Its product is annotated as double-stranded RNA-specific editase B2-like. Bases 84 to 2024 code for a protein of 646 amino acids. Gene Ontology annotation, molecular function: double-stranded RNA binding; double-stranded RNA adenosine deaminase activity; tRNA-specific adenosine deaminase activity. NCBI's taxonomy places the organism in Eukaryota, Metazoa, Chordata, Actinopteri, Syngnathiformes, Syngnathidae. The record is from RefSeq and is a predicted model, not a curated record. Gene Ontology annotation, cellular component: nucleolus; cytoplasm. The transcript is spliced from 9 exons. Gene Ontology annotation, biological process: adenosine to inosine editing; RNA processing.
CACGCCAACACACCACACUGAGUGUGAAGAAGAGUGUACUUGGUGUAUCACACACACGCACACACACAAAACAGUAAUAUAGCAUGGAGGUAUGUGAUGUAUCAGGCACCAGGAGGAAGAGGCGGAGGAAGAGGAGGAGUAGAACUACAGGUCCAAGCAGUGGGGAGGAUUACCAAGACCAAGUGGACUACCAUCAUCCCUCAAACCAUCGUGGACCCUCCAAGAGAAAGCAGCCCUUAAUAGACCACAAGAAACAACAGUUUCCGUGUCAAAGAAGCUCCUGGACUUUGGCUCGUAAGACCGCCGUGGCACGUCUGAACGAGCUGACACCUGGUCUGCACUAUGAGGUUACAUCAAAGACCGGACCCCCGCAUGCUCCUGUGUUUUCCGUGGGUGUGGAUGUGAGUGGUCUUCACUUUGAAGGCCGUGGGGCCACAAAGAAAAAGGCUAAGAUGAGGGCUGCUGAGAUAGCCCUUAAGUCCUUCAUCCAGUUCCCGGAUUGCUCACAGGCUCACACCAACAUGGAGGACAUCAGGACCACCAGUGCGGAUUACACGAGAGACCACUUGGACCAGUUUGAAGUGUUUGGUUCAGAGGAUGAACGCUGCACCUUCAUAAUGGAAAAGAAGAAGGAGGUCUUUACUCAAGUCCUCAGCUCCUCCCUUUUAGGACAUCUUACUCCGAUGGCGCUGCUCGACAAACUGCGACCAGGACUGCAUUAUUUCUGCCUGACAGAGCGACUUCACUGCCGGCCCGCCAGGAGGUUCAUGGUGGUGGUCAGGGUAGACGGGAGGUUCUUUGAGGGGUGCAGCCACAGUAAAAGACUGGCCAAAGAGCGGGCGGCGGCCUUGGCUCUACGCAGCUUGUACAACGUAAGCGUGGGCCCUGACAGGACGCUGAUGGACAUUUAUGACACCUCAUGGGAACUACCUCCGUUCUUUGCCCAGUCCAUCUUCCAGCUGGUGACACUGAAACGCCGCCAGCUGAUGGAUGACAGCGUCUAUGGCUACAAAGUAAUGGCUGCCAUUAUCAUGACCACAGGUUUUGACCCAAGAUCAGCUGAGGUGGUUUCCAUGGCAUCAGGGACCAAACAACUGGAUGUUUGCAGUCACGACUGUACAGUACGCGACUGUCAUGCCGAGGUCCUCUGCAGGAGGGCGCUGCUGAGAUUCUUCUACGCUCAGCUGGAGCUGCUCAGUCAUCCUGAGUCCAUCUUUGUCCCGUCAACAAGCGGCGGCGUCUUCCGACUGCGAGACGGCGUUCGAUUCCACAUGUACGUGACCUCGUCGCCAUGCGGGGACGCUCGUCUCAACUGUCCCUACGAGACCAACGCCUCAUACGCCAACAGAAGGUUGCACUGUCACCUCAGGAAGAAAGUGAUUGGGGGUGAGGGCACGCUGCCCAUCACAGCCAAUCAGAAGAGAGAGGCUGUGUUGUCGGGUAAACCUGAAGGCAGCAUGUCCUGCACUGAUAAAAUAGCAAAGUGGUGUGUUGUCGGCCUGCAGGGGGCGCUCUUGUCACACUUGUUGGAGCCUGUCUACCUGCACAGCUUGACCGUGGGGACGCUGAGUCACACGGGUCACCUGCACCGGGUCUUAACGCGCCGUCUGGCACCCGUCAGACGCCCCCCGUACCCGUACAGACGCCAGCAGCCGCUCCUCGCCUGGGUUCGCAGUGGCGAGCGGCGUGCAGCUGGGAAAGCAUGGAGCGCCAGCAUCAACUGGAGUCUCGGCGAAGAAGACGUGGAGGAGAUUAGCGCGUCGUCAGGUAGACACCUGUGCUGCGGAACCCCGUCGAGGCUCAGUCGACGUCGUUUGUUCGCCCGCUGGCAGUGGCUGCACAAGCAGAUGAGAGGUUGGACGCCAGAGGACGCCGAGAGGACGCACGCCGGCUGGAAGGAGGCAGCCGGACAGUACCAAGGGGUCAUGCAGCGGUUUAAGAAAGCUCUGCGUGGCGCCGGCCUCGGAGUUUGGACCAGGAAAGUUCCAGAAGAAAAGAGUCGUGUUGACGUCAUGGAGGGUUAGCUUAUUAGUGAGGAUGUGAGACACACCUUCAUAGCAUCUGCUUGAAAGCUCCAUCCAUCCAUUUUUCUACCGCUUAUUGCAGGGCUAGAAUAUUUUAGUUUACUUACAUUAAUUUACUUUAGCUUACAACGCAUCUAAAACAGUUGUUUGGAUUGUACUCAUUAAAGGGGAACAUUAUCACAAUUUCUGAAGGGUUAAAACCAACAAAAAUCAGUUCCCAGUGGCUUAUUUUAUUUUUCGAAGUUUUUCUCAAAAUUUUACCCAUCACGCAAUAUCCCGAAAAACGGCUUCAAAGUGCCUGAUUUUAACCGUCUUUAUAUCCACCCGCCUAUUAUCACCAGAAACAAACAUGGCGGGUAGUACAGAAAGGUAUAGCAUAGUAGGUCGGGUUCAGACCCGGAUUUCAGCGGGGCAAGCGAUUCAACAGAUUAUGCAUGUAUUGAAACGGAUGGUUGGAGUGUGGAGGCAGGUAGCGAAAACGAAAUUGAAGAAGAAACUGAAGCUAUUGAGCCAUAUCAUGACAGACAGCGGCACGAGAGGAAAAGCUGCCGAAUUCGGCGACCGCCUUCUAACCAACGAUUGGUAUGUGUUUGUUUGGCAUUAAAUGUGGGUGGAGGGAAAGGCUGGAUGCAAAUAUAGCUACAAAUGAGGCAUAAUGAUGCAAUAUGUACAUACAGCUAGCCCAAAUAGCAUGUUAGCAUCGAUUAGCUAGCAGUCAUGCCGUGACCAAAUAUGUCUGAUUAGCACACUCCACAUAAGUCAAUAACAUCAACAAAACUCACCUUUGUGAUUUCGUUGACUUUAUCGUUGGAAAUGCAUCUGCUUUGAGUGUCGCAGGAUAUCCACACAUUCUUGCCAUCUCUGUUGUAGCAUAGCUGUCGUCGGUACAGUGUGCGGAACAAACGAGGGAAUUUCGCAUCUUUUGGCCACUGGUGCAACUUGAAUCCGUCCCUGAUUGUGUUGUUACACCCUCCGACAACACACCGACGAGGCAUAAUGUCUCCAAGGUACCGAAAAUAACAGCUGAUUUGACUCGGUGUGUGUAAUGUGUUUGAGAAAAUGGCGGAUUGCUUCAUGUUGUGAAGUCACGGGUGAAAGGUCAUUGCUCCGACAGCGAACAAUUGAAAGGCGUUUCAAUCGCCAGAUUCACCCUUUUAGAAUUCGGAAAUCGGUUAAAAAAACAUAUGGUCUUUUUUCUGCAACAUCAAGGUAUAUAUUGACGCUUACUUAGGUCUGGUGGUAAUGUUCCCCUUUGAAAAAAAAAACUGUCCUUGAUCUUCUGUUGAUUGGAUGUACAUUUUAUCCAUUUGAAUAUUAAAUAUGAGUGAAUACAUGUAAAAAAAUAUGUAAUACAUCAUGUUUUUCCCUUUAAAUUAGUAUUAUUACACGUAUUUAUAAGACAAUUUUGAAUAUACAGGAUGCCAUGCAUGUCUGAACACAAAAUGUAUUACACAACUAUAAAUUGUAAUCUGAUAGAAAUCUGGUCUUCUGAAUUCAACGAUUAAUUGUAAUGCAUUUUAAAAUGAUUAAACAUGUUCAAUUCAAUUAUCGUUUAAUUUGUUUAGAGCAGUGAUUCUCAAACUGUAAUACUUGUACCAUCUCGUCGUAUGCCAAAUAAUGACUUAAUUAAAGAUUCAAACCAAGUGUUACUGUUCAAACUCUGUGUAAUAUAACAGUGGCCCAAAAUAUUAAAUAUACUUGUUAGAUAAAACCUCUGCCUUGUUUUUAAUGAAUAUUUAGACUUACUACGCCGCUGUAUUUUAAUGUUGGGUCAUUAUAGUGGUACUUUGAACGCCAAGGGUUUUCUGAGGUGGUACUUGGAGAAAAACAAUUGAGAACCACUGGUUUAGUGUAAUUUUUCAUUAACUAAUUAUCCAUCCAUCCAUCCAUCCAUUUUCUUCCGCUUACCCGAGGUUGGGUCACGGGGGCAGCAGCCUAAGCAGAGAAGCCCAGACUUCCCUCUCCCCAGCCACUUUUUCCAGGUCGUCCCGGGGAUUCUGAGGCGUUCCCAGGCCAGCCGGGAGACAUAGCCUUCCCAACGUGUGCUGGGUCUUCCCCGUGGCCUAAACACCUCCCUAGAGAGGCGUUUGGGUGGCAUC